This is a messenger RNA of Aspergillus mulundensis, 2568 nucleotides long. Its product is annotated as DUF2264 domain-containing protein. The transcript is spliced from 3 exons. Bases 1 to 2568 code for a protein of 855 amino acids. NCBI's taxonomy places the organism in Eukaryota, Fungi, Ascomycota, Eurotiomycetes, Eurotiales, Aspergillaceae. The record is from RefSeq and is a predicted model, not a curated record.
AUGGCCUCCUACCGUUAUAUCGUGACAUCUCCCCCUCAGUGGCAGGAUUCCCAAGUAACAGAGUAUACAGAAUCCGCCGCUGCCAACCCUCCGCAGUCCGUCGUGAUUUCCCCGAUGCUCCGACAAAUCCCACCACUCAACGAAAGGCAGUUGGAGGCUGGCGUGGGGUCGGCUAUCGUUAUCCCGUUAGCCGACGACGGUCGUUUCUAUCAUCGAUUGUUUCGAUCAUCGACUUUGGGGUGCUGGACACUGGUCGGAAACAACUGUCCACACCUACGUCGAUGGCAACCAGCCACGAUGCCCCCUCUGCCAGGUUUCAGCGAUAAUCCCUUCGCAACACGAGCGGAUCUAGUCGUUGCUGCAAGGUCUCUUCUCUCUGCGCUUGAGCCGUACAAGAGCGCCUCGCGUGCACGAAUAAAGCUGCCAGUUGCCACAGCGGCGGGCUUUGAUGAUACCGCCGCGCAGCUAGAAGGAUUCGCCCGGCCAUUAUGGGUCGUCCCAUACCUGUUUGACGAGCCAUCAACUGGGAAUCUCAAUUUGGAAUCAUGGAUGGAAGGUCUAAAGUCCGGGAUAGACCCAGCUGGUCCAGAAUACUGGGGCGACUUGGGAGACUUCGAUCAACGCAUGGUCGAGAUGGAAUCGAUAGCCGUUGCGCUCCUGGCAAAGCCUGGUGUCUUUCACGAUAGCAUGGGCGUUGAUCAAAGGAGAAAUCUGGCUGCUUGGCUGCGCAAGAUCAACGACCAUGAAAUGCCCCGCAAUAACUGGCUCUGGUUCCGCGUAUUUGUGAAUCUCGCUCUAAUCAGAUCCCUCGGCGUCUCUCGCGAUGCGCUCCAAGAUCAGAUAGAAGCCGAUCUAAGAACACUCGACACAUUCGAGAUAGGCGAGGGAUGGUCAAGCGACGGACUAUGGGGCGACGAACGGAAACAGGCAGAUUAUUACUCGGGCAGCUUUGCGAUUCAGUUCGCCCAGUUGCUCUAUGUACGGUUUGCCAGCGACGAGGAUCCGCAGAGAGCAGAGCGGUAUCGUCAGUCGGCUAGAGAGUUUGGGAGUGUGUUCUGGCGGUAUUUCGAUCCUGACGGCUCCGCCAUCCCCUUCGGCCGCAGUCUAACCUACCGCUUCGCCUUCGCAGCCUUCUGGUCUGCAGCAGCAUGCGCGGAUAUCCCCUUUCCUCCACCGUUAAACAGCCCGGGAACAAUAAAAGGCCUUCUCCUCCGACAUCUCCGAUGGUGGUCAAAGCAGCACCACAUCUUCAACACCGACGGAACCCUGAACAUCGGCUACACAUAUCCAAACAUGUACCUAGCUGAGAACUACAACUCGCCGCAGUCCGUCUACUGGUGUCUAAAGAGCUUCAUUGUGAUUAUGCUCCCUGAGAACCAUGAGUUCUGGAGUGUUCCAGAACUGCCUCACCCUUCUGCCUCAGUGACUGGAACCUCGACUGCGCUCGGAGAAGUGGAAGUCGUCUGGCCGCCCCGUCAUAUACUCUGCAAUACGCCGGAGCACACCUACCUCCUCUCAUCCGGCCAGAUGACGAAGAAGGGACAUAAAGCGCGCGAGGCGAAGUACGGGAAGUUUGCGUACUCAUCUGCGCUUGGGUUUAGUGUGCCGUGUGGGACUCUGCUUGAGCAGGUUGCGCCCGAUAGCACGCUUGCUGUGAGUUUUGAUGGCGGUGAGAAUUGGAGGGUUAGGGAGGCGCCUGUCGAGGAGAGGAUCCUUGAUAUCGAGGUUUUGGGUCGCAAUGUUGGAACUGUUCCGGGACUGUACAGUGCUUGGAAGCCCUGGAGCUUUAUGGAUUUCAGCAUUGAGACCGUCUUGAUUCCGUUGAGGGAGGUUUAUCCGGGCUGGCAUGUCAGGGUGCAUAGGGUGAAAGGAGCAGACAAAAUGCAAGGGCCAUGGGAACGGAUUCAAUUAAUUGACUCGGGCUUCGCUAUUGAUGCUGAGACGGCUUCUGGCAGGAUUAUCCCAAAAGUUCGGCGUGGCACCGCCAGUAUUGAAGGACACUGCACGGUGGAUUCUAGCUGUCUGAUAACUUCUCGCGCUGGAGCAAGCGGAAUCGUCGACUCAACAGCGGACACUGAGCUCGAGCUCUUAGCCUCAAGCAGCAGGGUGGACACGCAGGAAACUGUUAAGGCCAAAUGCAGAGCGUUCUGUCUGAGGCCUGACCCCAACACCAACAUUAUCGCGUCGAGGACCUUUAUACCGUCGGUACGUCAUGAGAUUGCGAUUGAGAAUCACGAGGGGGGUGAUGGAGAGAUCAUGAUUGUCUCUGGUGUCUUUGCUGUUGCAGCGUCUGCGGGGUUAGGGCAUGAGGUUGUGUAUGGCAUGUGGAUGAAGCGGCCGAAGCUGUCUAUCAGAAUAGUGGAUGGAGAAUUGGGUCGAGUUCAUUCAAGAGCUCGUAUCCCCGGCCACCGAUCAUCCGGUCGUCGUUUAACCGACACUCAAGCCCCCGGAGGAAGAUCGUCCGCAACCCACGCUCAAUCCCCCGAGGCCGAGCGCAUCCCUCGCGCUUCCAGAUACCCCGCACUCCGCGUCAAGGGUCCGGGGUGGUGGGUUGCUCUAAUCCAAUGA